Messenger RNA from Hypanus sabinus (Atlantic stingray), 4588 nucleotides. It is a transcript of the gene pdcd7, whose product is annotated as programmed cell death 7. The transcript has 5 exons. Lineage: Eukaryota; Metazoa; Chordata; Chondrichthyes; Myliobatiformes; Dasyatidae. The record is from RefSeq and is a predicted model, not a curated record. Bases 2310 to 4508 code for a protein of 732 amino acids.
GUCAGUAAGACCAAAGAAUUGACUUCAAGAAGGGGAAGAUGUUAAAACACCUAUUGGUCCUCAUAGUGUGGAAAGGGUGAACCACUUGAGGUUCCUAGUUGUCAGUGUCUUGGAGGAUCUAUCCUGAAGCUAACACAUUAAUCCAAUCACAAAGAAGGCAUGCCAGCAGUUCUUCAUUUGGAGUUUGAGGAGAUUUGGUAUUUCACCAAAGAUUCCUGACAAUUUCUAUAGAUGUUACCACAGAGAGGAUUCUGUCUGGUAGCAUCACAGACUGAUAUGGAGGCUCCAAUGCAGAGGAUUGCAAUAGACUGCAGAGUUGUUGACUCUGUGAGCUCUAUUACAGGCACAGCCCUCCCUUCCAUAAGGACAUCUUCAAAAGGUGGUGCCUCAAGAAAGUGGCAUCCAUCAUCGGGGGCAUGCCUUCUUGCUACGACAAUCAGGGAUGAGAUACAGGAGCCUGAAGAAUGAAACUCAAAAGCUUAAGAAUCAGCUUCUUCCCCUCUGCCAUCUGAUUUCUGAACAGUCCAUAAACAUUGCCUCAUUAUUCCUUUGUUUCUGCACUAUUUAUUUAUUUUGUAAUUUUCAGUAAUUUUAUGUACUGCACAAAAUGACAAAUUUCAUCUCACGUAAGUCAUUUUUGAUCUGAUUCUGAUUUCAUUCUUCAUUCAUACCUGGAACAGUUGUAGAAUAAAUUUUACUGUGAAUCCAGUGAGUUUAAAGGGAACUGGAAAUAUACAAGCACUUCAAAGGCAGAUACUGAAUGCAAACCUGGUAGGUGGGAAUUAACCUUCUCGAACCCUGGAAUCCAGACCACAAGAACACCUACUGGCUCAUUCCGCUCUAGUACCCAGCUCUGGCUGCACAGCUCUAUGGGAUUACUGGAUCCCUUUUAAGAUCUAAAUUAUGGAGAUUGUUUCAGAGCUCAGUCAUCUGCAUGUUCAGAUGUACAUAACUGAGCUCUGGAACACAAGCUUGGGCACGUUCCUGUGCUGUACUGUAUGUCCUGAGUAUGUAAAACAACAAAGUUAAUUGCCAAUGCAAUCAUAAUUAAAAACAUGCAUAAUAUACCAAGUGAAACAGAUCUCUCUCUCUCUCUCACUCUCUUCCUAUCCACCCCACCCAGAUUUCAGCAGCCAUCUCCCUUGACUUUCUGGUCAUGUUUCACCCUUGCUCUUGUAGCCCUUUCUUACUACCCCUCCCACCAAAUCUCAACUAUUUUGUCUAUUCCCUCUUGUGCAUUCUACAUGUACUGAACCAUCCCUCCUUUGCUCCUUCUUUUAUCUCUCGCCACUUUCUCACCUUGGUCCCUUCCUCAUACAAUCCUCUCCCUCCCUAACUGCGAGUCAUGACUUUGUUGUCGAUAGCUGUAUUAACACGGAUCGUCCUGAAUUCAAGUUGAGUUUAUUGUCAUAAAUAGGGGUUAGUGAGGUACGGGUCCAAUAAAAAUGUUGCGUGGAGGGGCUUUUCAGGCAGGUAGACUCAGGCAGCACACAGAACAUAAACUCUGCAUAAAUUAUACACGACUGUGAAGAAAAGGCGAGAAAUGCAAAUCUUCAAUUAGAAACAAGUCAAUGUAAGAUGUCUGCAGUGUUCAGCUGCCGAGGCAACAUUAUGACUGAAGGUUAGUGCGAGGUUUAGGAAAAUAACUGGUCUGCUAGAGUUGCAUUUUAUUUGACUGAUAGUUCAGAUUCUAGGGUUAAAUAUUCUUGUUAACAGAAAAUAAUAGCCCAAUAAUCCCUCCAUACUGUAGACAAUGCCUUAUCUGCUGAGUACACCCAGCACUUUUGUGUGCAUUGCUCAAGAUUUCCAACAUUGCAGAAUCUCUUGUGUCUCUAAUGCAUCAAAGUUACCCCUAAGGACUCAAUUGUAUUUUUUAAAAAAAGAACAGGCACAAAAUGUUGGAGGAACUCAGCAGGUCAGACAGCAUCUGUGGAGGAAGGUGAACAGUAGAGAGCCGAGAAUCUUGAUGAAGGUCUCGGCCCGAAACUGUUUAACCCUUUUCCAUUGAGCUGCUGAAUUCCUCCACCAUUUUACGUGUGUUGCUUGGAUUUCCAGCAUCUGCAGAUUUUCUCUUGUUUAGUCUUCAGUCGUUGAAGUCUCUCUUGUGCGCUGAUAAAGGGAACGUUUAAAAAUUGAGGAAGACUUGCCCUCUCUGUAAAAGUAGUUAGUGUGGGCGACUCCAGAUGGCGCCCAACCCUAAACACCGGGUACCACCUUGUAAACCCGCCCUUGCCGCGUGUUGAUUGGUCGGGUAUUGUUGUCAAUUAGAUGACGUUCGGUGACGGGUGGGUCGGCCGUUCCAGGCGGCGAUGGAGUGGGCGCCGCCAUUCUGCCGUGGGUUCCCUGACCGGCGGAACGUGCCGCCAAUCGCGGCUUUUACCCCGCAGUGCCAAGGCCGCGACUCUUUUUAUAACCCCACUGGUCGGAGCGAGGAGAAGGCGACCGGCGCGUAUCCUGUUCCCGGAGGGCAGCAUGGAUUCCCUGGGCCGGAGAGGAGCCGGGCCGGGAGCGACUGGAGGCCUGAUGCCCCUUCCUACCAGGGCGGCCGGGACAGGGGCCCUCCCCGAGGCUCCCCAGCGUCCCUGGGUAGAGCGGAGAGGUUAGAGGAGCAGCUCUGGGAUCAGGAGCAUCGGGGCCAGUAUUUGACCCAGCCCCAGGACAACAAGCCCCCGGAAUGCCCUCCCCGUCCGUGGGGGAGCGACCACCCCUCUUACCUUCACCAGGACUACCUUCCUCGCCCGCAGGGGCAUCAUCAAGAUCGCCCGCCACACCCGCAAGGACCUGAACGUCCUCCCAAUCCCUGGGAUCAAGGCCAGCAGGGGCAGCCACCCCGCCCGCAGAACUGCCCACCCCACUUACAGGCUCCUGACCCCAUGUCCCACCAGCAGGCUUAUGAAGGCAGAGAUCAACCCUGCCCCUCUGGGAGAUUUCUCUGCCAGGACCAUCCAGUUUAUCCUCACCAAAAUCAUUAUCCACAGAAUGGGCAGUCGUAUUAUCUUCCUCAACACCCAUACCAACAGAAGCCCUUGGAUGCCCAACAACAAUAUCCCUUCCGGCCAAAUUCGCAUCCCGAGCAACACCCACCCUUCCCCAAGAGAGAUGUACCACCACCCAACUUUCAAAAUGUGACUUCUCAACCUGAAAACAGUUCGUGCCCAAAUCAAACUACACCUCAAAGUGGAGGUCUUAACUUACCUGCUGGAUUUGGACCUCAGAAUUCUCAGUUAGUGAACCAGAGCCAUAAUAAUCAACAAAACUUCCCAAAUUUGUCAGUGGACAUUCCAUCUUGGAAGAAUGAACAUGGUAUGCAGUACAAAAGUGAUGAAAUGGCCAUGCCUUGGCCUUGUGUUGCUAAUUUCCCACAAGGUUUGAAAGAUAGCAGUAUAGAGCAACAGCAGAGAAAGGAAUCAGUAACCAAAUUCUUAUCACCUGAUCAAUUCCAUGACUUCAAAAACAAUGAACGGACAAAGGAGCAAGAUGAAUUUUGGCUCAUGAGGUUUGUGUCAAAAUGUAAGUCACAGCCUUCAGAGAGCAAAAAAUCUAAAUCUCUGCCACUAGUUAGUGAAGUUAAAGAAUCUGUACUGAAUGCUUGCAAAUUUGUGGCGGAACUUACUGCUUUAUGCCAGCAAUUGAGGCAAAAUGUAGAAAAUGAAGAGAUUUGGACCGAAUCUUACCUAAAAGCAAUUGAGAUAAAAACUGUUUUACAGGAGAAACUAAAGAUCCUUACAGAUAGUGAGUAUGUCAGCGCUGUGAAAAAAAAGCUGGAUGCAAUUAAAAAGAAAAGAAGAAAUAUUCAAAGGAAGAAGCAAGAGUGGUGUUUAGAAAAACAGGAACAAAAGGCAAGGAUGGCAGAAAAGGAAGCGAAGAUUGAAAAAUGGAGAAUGAAUUGUGUCCGAGAAGUUGAAGAGAAGAAAAGGGAACGUGAACUAAAAGCUGCAGCUGACAGUGUCUUGUCAGAAGUGCGGAAAAAACAAGCAGAUGCAAAGAGAUUAGUGGAUAUCCUCCGGGCUCUGGAGAAGUUACGGAAAUUAAGGAAGGAAGCUGCAGCUAGAAAAGGUGUUCACCCUCCUCCUUCUGCUGAUGAAAAUUUUGAGCAUCAUAUUGAAAGGCUUAGAAAAUUAAUUAAAAAACGUAGUGAUCUCUACGAUGCAGAAGAAAGAGCCUUGAGAGUUAUGCUGGAAGGGGAACAAGAAGAAGAAAGGAAAAGAGAAAAUGAGAAAAAAAUGAAGAGAGAGAGAGAGAAGUUAGAAAAACAGCAACGUGAAGUUGAAUCAAUGCUAUUUGGAGACCCAGAUUUGCCUGCAGAUCACCCACUACAACCGUUUCGUCAAUAUUACUUGCAAGCUGAGCAUUCUUCUCAUGCACUUAUUCAAAUCAGGCAAGAAUGGGAUAGAUACCUUGUACCAGGAGAUCAUCCUGAAGGUAGCUGUAUUCCGCAAGGUUGGGUCUUUCCAUGUUCACCUUCAUCAGACGUAUGGCGAACUGCACUCAAACAGAACGAAAGUUGAUGUUCUUCUCUUUAGUUUAAGAUUUUUUUUGUUAAAGAUGAGCGUCUGUUUUAUAAUAAAUGUGGAUUUAUCUCAUUUGA